UGUAGGUGUACUAAGACACAAUGGAAGAGUCACAUUUAUCAUUUUUCUUAACGGUUCAAACUCUAUCUGCCCAAAAAAUGUGGAAGGGAUCCAGUUUGAAAUAUAAGAUAUAUGCAGUCGUAUAUACGGUGCUUUUCCUAUAUAAUCUUUUAAUGUUGCAAAUCAAAUUGCUUUUGGCAGAAGAUUUGGAAAUGGUCGCCGAGAACUUAAACUACACCAUCAUGUAUACCGUUAUGGCGAUCGCGACUCGUUAUUUGAACAAUCCAAAUUGCAGGAGUUUGCUUUUAGACAUCGAGAAAUUCGAGAAGACAAUAUCCCAGAACGGGGAUACCGACAAGAGAGUUUUAGAAAUUUCCAACAAAUAUAGUAAAGAUAACAAUCGAAUAAAUCGAUUCAUGUUUUGCUUCACACUGUCGACAUGUAUUUUGUUGUCGUAUUCUUAUUCACAUUUACCAUUUAGGCCAAAGGAUCGAUUGAAAUUCAUUUUUCCCGAAUGGUACUUUAUGGAUGUAGAAAAGUAUUAUUGGGUGAUUUACAUAGACAAUACUCUAUUUGUUGUGGUAUGUUUGGGUCCUAUGUUCGUGUACGUACGGUUCGCAAGUUUAACAUUUACCACAUACAUAAAUGCAAGACUUGAGAUGUUACAAUACUUCAUAAAAAUUGUGGAACCUUUGUCGGUUAAAUUAAGUGAAAAAUAUGAUAUACCAAUACAAGAUGCACGGUAUUGUAUCCUGCGUUCAUGUUUGAAGCAACAUAUUUACAUAAUCAAUUAUGUCACAGUCGUAAAAGAAUACACCAAUAUGUUUGUCCUGCUAGAUUGGUUAGGUACUUCAGUACAAUUUGGGUCGAUGUGGUUGAGGGUGUUACUUAGUUUUCAGGAGGACGAUGGCUUCGACAAAUUUAUGACAGGUUACCAUUUUGUGGUAAUAUAUACAUUUAUGGUAUUUAAUUAUUAUUAUGCGCAAAAAGUUGAAAAUGAGAGUAUAAAUAUUAGUCAGUUUGCGUAUAACUUAGAUUGGUUUGAGUACGACGGAAGAACAAAAAUGUUGGUUCAGAUGAUAAUAAUGAGAGCACAGAAGCCAUUAAACUUGCGAAUCGGACCGUUCGCAUUUAUGCGAUUGUUCUCCUUGGUCGAUAUACUUAAAUCUUCAUUCUCUUAUUUUGUGUUUAUGCAUACACUAUAUGAUUUAUACGAGAAGAUGUAGAAUUGGUCUGUGCUGUUGUAGAAGACAUGAAAUCUGAAAGAAACUCUCUCUUACACACAGAUACACAUAUACACACAAAUAUGUUAUAAUUAGUCAAAUAGUUUCACCAGUAGUAACUCAAUAAAACAAUUUUAACGGCAAAAAGUAUUAUAAGUUGAUUUUAAAUGAAUCCUACUGCGGAGCGGGUAGAAUUGAAACAAAGUAAAAUGUGCAGAUGUGUUGACUCAGGCCUUGUGUAGAAGGAUAAAUUAUGGGCAUCGUUGGGAUCUCCAGGAAAAACAACCAAUUCCCAGUUCAGCGUUAUUCAGUGUCUUAUUUUUACAUUAGAGUUGUGUAAUCCCCAGAUACAAGAUACGACAAACACCAAUUAUAAUUAUGAAAUAUUAUGUGAUUGGAAAUAAGCGUUAUAUUCAUGGGUUGGUGUGUUUUUAUUUAAAGAAACGUAUUUCAAUCGAAAAAUAUGUUGAAUUAUUAAUAUUGUUAAGAUAAUUAGUAGUCGUAAGAACAUAAUUGUAGUGGUUGUUGUUGUAUGAAAUGAAUAAUAGAGAAAAUGAGUAUUUAAA
Molecule: messenger RNA, 1768 nt
Organism: Aethina tumida (small hive beetle)
Lineage: Eukaryota; Metazoa; Arthropoda; Insecta; Coleoptera; Nitidulidae
Product: odorant receptor 30a
Exons: 5
Coding region: 21-1205 (394 amino acids)
Biological process (GO): detection of chemical stimulus involved in sensory perception of smell; sensory perception of smell
Cellular component (GO): plasma membrane
Molecular function (GO): odorant binding; olfactory receptor activity
Source: RefSeq, a predicted model, not a curated record